Lycium barbarum (goji berry) is the source of this 1523-nucleotide messenger RNA. Its product is annotated as N6-mAMP deaminase. The record is from RefSeq and is a predicted model, not a curated record. Gene Ontology annotation, biological process: inosine biosynthetic process; adenosine catabolic process. The transcript is spliced from 11 exons. Lineage: Eukaryota; Viridiplantae; Streptophyta; Magnoliopsida; Solanales; Solanaceae. The coding region runs from base 162 to 1262 and encodes 366 amino acids. Gene Ontology annotation, molecular function: adenosine deaminase activity.
UAAUCAUUUUUUCUUACUUUUGGCGUUUUAUCACAUGAUUAAACUGAAUCUUUUAUCUCUGCAUCACUUUUGUAUUUAUCUGCAAGUAUAUUUCCAGCCCUAACCCCAAGUACAAUUCUUGAUAUUCUGCUAGGCUAAAGAAUUUCAAGAACAUAGCAGAUAUGGAUUGGUGGGUGUCAAUGCCAAAAGUAGAACUACAUGCCCACCUUAAUGGCUCUAUCAGAGACUCCACUUUGCUGGAACUUGCUGGAGAACUGGGUGACAGGGGGCUUGUACAUUUUCCUGAUGUGGAGCGUGUUAUCUUAAAACAUGAUCGCUCCCUUACUGAAGUCUUCAAAUUGUUUGAUUUGAUACACAUUCUUACAACUGACCAUGAAACUGUAACCAGAAUUACUAAAGAGGUAAUUGAAGAUUUUGCUGCUGAAAAUGUUGUAUACUUGGAGCUAAGGACAACUCCAAAGAAAAAUGUCUCCAAAGGGAUGAACAAGAAGUCGUACAUGGAAGCAGUUUUGGAGGGUAUAAGGGCUGUUAGUACCGUUGAAGUUGAUAUGUUUAGUGAACCUAAUUUUGAUUGUCCUGCUAAUGCCGGUAUUUAUGCUUGGAGGAACGGUUGUGCAAGCAAUGGAACAGGAAGAAAGAAAAUAUUUGUCAGAUUUCUACUCAGUAUUGAUCGUCGUGAAACCACGGAAGCUGCAACGGAAACGGUUAAGCUUGCUCUGGAAAUGAGACAUUUGGGAGUAGUGGGUAUUGAUCUUUCUGGAAAUCCUGUCAUUGGUGAAUGGCAAACAUUUCUGCCUGCUUUGGAGUUUGCUAAAGAGCAAGGACUUCUGAUUACCCUUCACUGUGGCGAGGUACCCAAUCCGGUGGAAAUCCAUGCGAUGCUAGAUUUUCUCCCGGCAAGAAUUGGGCAUGCUUGUUGCUUUGGAGAGGAAGAAUGGACAAAGCUAAAAUCCUUAAAGAUACCGGUUGAAAUUUGCUUGACUUCCAACAUCAGGACUGAAACAAUAUCUUCUCUGGAUAUUCAUCAUUUUGCCGAUUUAUAUAAUAGUGGACAUCCACUUGCCCUUUGCACUGACGACUCAGGGGUGUUCUCUACCAGCGUGUCUCGCGAGUAUAGCCUUGCCGCAUCUAGUUUUGGUAUACAAAAGCGAGAGAUGUUCCAGCUGGCUAGGAAUGCCGUUAAUUUUAUUUUUGCUGGUAAUAAAGUAAAACAGGAGCUGGAGCAAGUAUUUGAUUUAGCUGCAAAGAGCCUGAAAUUCUGAUGAGAAAUUUAUCAAAUACAACAACAUACCCAGUGUGAUGACACGAGUAAGCUGGGGGGGGGGGGGGGGGGGGGGGGGGAAUGUAUCAAAUGAACAGGAAUGUUCUUCCAGUUAUUGUAAUUGGAUACUGAGACAGGCUUAUUAAAUGGAGCGACGUGGACAAUGAAGAUUUAUAUAGUUGACUCCAACAUGUUUGGGAUUGAAGUGUUGUUGGUUAUGUUACUUAUUUCUUCUAUAAUAUUUGGUGGUACCUUCUGAAGA